This is a messenger RNA of Oncorhynchus masou masou (cherry salmon), 4672 nucleotides long. Its product is annotated as large proline-rich protein BAG6-like. Gene Ontology annotation, molecular function: misfolded protein binding; polyubiquitin modification-dependent protein binding. Gene Ontology annotation, cellular component: BAT3 complex. The transcript has 25 exons. The record is from RefSeq and is a predicted model, not a curated record. Bases 176 to 4117 code for a protein of 1313 amino acids. Lineage: Eukaryota; Metazoa; Chordata; Actinopteri; Salmoniformes; Salmonidae.
AAUAAUGUCAAAUGAUUUGUAAAUGUAAACUAGUUUAUGAGUCUGAAGAGGUGGCUAUCUGCAAAAUGUCUCUUUCGUUUUCUUCAUAACUAUGUAAAGCUAGAUAUCUAGCAGUUUCCACUUAAAUUCAAAUCAUCAUAAAGUUAGCUGGCUUGCUGAAUUCGCACGUGGGAACAUGGCAGACAAUGACCGCAAUUUAGUAAACUUUGAUGUCUCGGCGGAUGAAGAUUUAACAGACACUGGCAGCUACACAGAUGAUGGAGAUUCGUCAUCCUGGGAAGAAUUUGCAGAUUACGUGCGUAGUGGGCCAAUCCAGCCAUACUUGUUCGAACCAAUGGUCGGCGAUACAUCGCCACCGAGAAGAGAUUACGACACCGACGAGACCGAGGAAGAAGAACACGAGGAACGGGCACCAGUCACAGACCCACCAAGGGUGAACGUAACCAUGGAGGAACCUGGUGCUGAUAUAGAGGUGACUGUCAAAACUUUGGACUCCCAGAGCCGAAGUUACACUGUAGGCGGCCAGUUGACAGUGAAAGAGUUCAAGGAGCACAUUGCCACUUCAGUUGGGAUUCCUGUGGACAAACAGAGGCUGAUCUACCAGGGCCGAGUCUUGCAGGAUGAGAGGACACUGACAGAGUACAACGUCGGUGGAAAAGUCAUCCACCUGGUGGAGCGGGCCCCCCCUCAGCCCUCCCAGCCAGGCUCGGGGUCAGGGGUAGCGGAGGCCGGAGCGACGCCCUCCUCUACCACCUCCCAGGGAACGUCCCAAGUGCCCCCACAGGACCGCAACGCCAACAGCUAUGUCAUGCUGGGGACCUUCAACCUCCCGGUUAACGUCAUGGACCCUCAGCAGAUCCAGAUGUCAGUCCAGCAAAUGAUGUCAGGCUUGGGAGAGAAUGCAAGGAACGCCAGAGUCAGCACCAGCACCGGGAGCAAUGGUUCCAUGAAUGUGCACAUUGAUAUGGACCAAUCGGUUCAGAGUGAGCCCAGGCUGAGACUGCUAUUGGCUGAGAACUUGCUGAGGGACACCAAUGCUCUCAUCGAGAGGAUGGAGGGUCAACCAAGCGGCACCUCAGCCCAACCAGAUUCUGCUGCUGCAGCACCUCCUCCCUCUUCCUCCUCCACUCCCUCUCCCUCCACCCAGCCCAUGGACACGUCUCCACCUCCAUCUACUACCCCUCCAUCCUUCUCUUCCUCCACUCAAACAGAGGGAGCCGCCCAAGCUGGACCCAAUCACCCCAGCCCAGCAGAGCUGGUGGAGAUGCUUUCAGAGCUGAGGAGGGUGGAGGAGAGACUUCAGCCAUUCGUCCAGAGAACACACACUAUCCUAGAGUCUGCUACCACCGCAGAAUACGCCAACGCCGAAAGAGAGGAGGACCAGCGGAUUCUCAACCUGGUGGGCGAGGCCCUCCGUCUCCUGGGCAAUGCCCUGGUUGCCCUUAGUGACCUGCGCUGCAACCUGCUGAGCCCCACCCCACGCCACCUACACGUGAUCCGGCCAAUGUCUCACUACACCUCUCCAGUGUCCAUGCCUGGAGCCGUGCACCAUCACAUCCCGCUACAUAUGAACCUGGGAGCCACGGUCACGAUGGCAUCCAAUGGCAGACCAGCUACAGAGGAACAGGCCCAGCCCAGUCAGGCCGCCGGCCAAUCGGACCAGCCAGGUCAGGGACAGACUUCCCCUUCACAGCCUCCUCCGUCCAAUCAGCAGGCUGGACAGGGACAGCCCGGCCCCCGGGUCAUCAGGAUCAGCCACCAGACAAUGCCGGUGGUCAUGAUGCAGAUGAACACGGACGACUCUGGUGUUCCUCAGGCAGCUGGACAGCCCAACGCUGCAGGAAUGGGGCAGCCAGGCUUCCAAAUGCCUUCCGGUGUUCAGAUGAACCCAGACUUCAUGCAGUCCAUCAUGCAACAGAUCGCCCAGUACACAGAGGCUGUGGCUGCUGCCACCGGGGGCACCAUCCCUGGCCAAACCCUCCAGCCUACCCCCCCAGGCUCUACCGCUACCUUUUCCACCACCACCACUGGCCCUAACACCCCCACCACCACCACUGGCCCUAACACCCCUGCCACCACCCCCACGGCCCCCCCCCCGCCUUCUCCUGGGGCACCCCAGGCCAGGGUGGUGUUUACUCGGCCCACCUUUGCCCCCAGGGUCCCUCCACCCGCCUUUGGCACGCGGGGGGCCACCAUCAACCUUAGAGCUAGCGUGCCCCCCAUGAUGGGUCAGCAACCAGGACAGCCCUUCCCUCCUGCUGCCCUCAAUCAGAUGAUCAGUGGACUGGUGGGACAACUCCUAAUGCCUGGACAGAUGGCUGGUCAAACAGCCGCCACCUCUGCUUCUCAUACCUUCUCCUCAGCUUCUCAUACCUUCUCCUCAUCCUCCUCCAACUCUUCUUCUUCCUCCUCUGGCCCUAUCCCCACCUCUGCUCCUGCUCCUAGCACGACUGUUCCCCCAGGCCAGUCCGGAGCUAUCCCCACCAUGCCCCAGGGAGCUCCCCCUGACCUGGCACAGCUCCUGGGCUCUCUCCUGGGGACAGCGGGGACAGUUCCUGGGGCCAUGGGACCCUCCAUCACUGUGACCAUGCCUGGAGUGCCUGCCUUCGUCCAGGGAGUGUCUGACUUCAUGCAGGCCUCCGGACCAGUCUUCCCACCACCCCCCAACGGUGCCCAACAGCCCCUUGCCUCUGGCACCCCCACCCCUCCACCCGGGACCACCCCUAACCCUCCCACGGGGGACGGUGCCGGGGCCCAGGGAGAGGCCCUGAAUCCGGAGUUGUUCACUGGGAUUGUACAGGGGGUCCUGUCCACCAUGAUGGGCUCCCUGGGCUCUCCUCAGAGCAACACUGAGAGCAUCGCCCAGUUCAUCCAGAGGCUCUCUGAGACCAGCAACAUCUUCACACCCGGCACAGGGGACGCCAUGGGUUUCUUUGGAGAUCUACUGACCCUAGUGUGUCAGAACUUCUCCAUGGUGGACCUGGUCUUGCUGCUCCACGGACAGAACCAGCCCCUGGGCCGCAUCCAGACCCAGCUGUCUCAGUUCUUCACCCAGCAUUACCUCAACGGGAGCGAGCCCACCGACCACAAUGUCGCUGCUGCUGCUGAUGGUCUCAUCAAUGAACUUGAGGAGUACAUUACAGAGAGCUUUUCUUCAGUGGCAGUGUUGGAGGGUGUCAACGUCACUCAGACCAACCUGUCCUUCUUCAGGCGGCAGUUAACGCGUAUCGCCACACACAUACUCCGCUGCACAGACAACACGUUUGGGCCGCAGCUGCUGCAGAUGUGCAACCAGGGGCUGUUUGAGUGUCUGGCCCUCAACCUGUACUGUCUGAGAGGAGAGCAGAGUGCCCUCACUUCUGUCAUCAACCACCGCAUAAGGACGUUGUCGACUGACAUGAACCCCAGCCUGGUGAACUGGCUGACCAGUAUGAUGACCAUGAGGCUGCAGGUCAUCCUGGAGCACAUCCCCGUCACAGAGGAUCAGAUACUGCAUUAUGCUGUCCACACACAGCAGGGGGAGGCUUCUAAUGCACAGGAGCCUCAACGUGCCCAGAUCAUAGAGAUGGAAGACACUCACUCCCCAGCCCCGGCCACCACAGCUGAGGAAGCCAUGGCGUCGUCACAGGAGACUAGGGCAGAGCCUAGGGAAACUGGAGCCACCGGAGGGGCUGCACCAUUGGGUGGCGCCAUGGCAGCAGCUGAAGCCAGCGGGAGGGAGGAGCCUGGUAGAGAGCCCGAGGCCUGGGCUGCUGCCGUCCCUGCUGAGUGGGUACCCAUCAUCAGACAUGACCUGAUCACUCAGAGGAAGAUGAAGGCCCAGCCUCCCAUGUCUGACGCCUAUUUACAUGGGAUGCCUGCCAAACGCAGGAAGACAGGACAGGGGGACGGCGCUCUUCUCUCCCUCUCCGACGCAGUGAGCAGGGCUGCAAGGACGGCCGAAGUCAGGCCAGUCACUUCCCCAGACCACCUGCAGGAGGAGCUUGACAGCCCUGAGCUCCAGGAGGCAUAUGCAGAGCAGGUGAAGAAAGACAUAAAGAAGCGAGUGAGAGAGGACCCGGACUUCAGCUCUCAGCAGUUCCCCAACACACACAGAGCUUUUUCAUCAGACUCAUAACCUAACCACAACUUGUUUUGCAACCUGAUGAAAUUUUACACAUAACCAACCUGUACACAUCCUCACCAUCCUUUACUUUUGGAUUGCUCAGUAUCACAACUGAAUGCAGUUAAGCCAAAAUCUAAUUUAUUUAUAAAGCCCUUCUUACAUCAGCGGAUAUCUCAGUGCUGUACAGAAACCCAGCCUAAAACACCAAACAGCAAGCAAUGCAGGUGUAGAAGCAUGGUGGCUAGGGAAAAACUCCCUAGAAAAAGGCCAGAACCUAGGAAAAUCAGGUGCCUACCAAUUUUUUGUUGUUGUACCAGACACAUCUCCUUUUGACUAAAUUACUGACUGAUUUGUUUUUCCAGUGCCUAUUUUCUUCCCCGCCCUCCUGGUGAUGGAACACACCUGAUUUGACAAGUUUGUCCUUAUUUUAUGGAUGACUUACAUUUGACCUUAUAUCUGCAAUGCUGUUUUGUUUAGUGUUAUCAUGUUAAUAUUAUCCUGCCUAUAUAUCUUACCUGUUGUGUUUUUCAUUAGCUUCCCUGAAAAUAAAAAUGGCUUAUUUCAAGA